Paramisgurnus dabryanus is the source of this 1242-nucleotide messenger RNA. NCBI's taxonomy places the organism in Eukaryota, Metazoa, Chordata, Actinopteri, Cypriniformes, Cobitidae. The record is from RefSeq and is a predicted model, not a curated record.
GCCUGGAGUAGAUCAUAAAAAACUUUGAUGACCAGUUCAGCAGUCCGGAAGAGUAUAGGCUACAGUAUCUGAUCAUGGAUACAGAUCAAAGCAACAAUCAUGUCCAAGUCCUUGCCGAAGACAGUUUGGAGUUUAGGCUCCUGAUGGCGUACACACGCAAGAGACGACCCACAGACUCUCGUCUGCAGAAGGACAGGACAGAGGAAAAGACUUUAACAACAGAAGACUGUGAUGUACGCAGUAAAAAGAAAAAGAAAAGUUUAAAUAAAAGGAUUUCUGGGUUGUUCAUGUGUGUUAAACCCCAAGCAAAAAAACGCUUGGAUUCCGAACACAUGAAAGGGCCAGCAAUGGUAAGAGGUGUCUCAGAUGUCUCCGUUGUCUCAGAUGCUGAGAAAGUGGAGGACAUGGCCAGUCAAUUAACAGAGAUAUCAAACUCUGUGCACUUGGACCCAUGUGACAUAGAAUCUGAUGGUGAAGAUGACCCUCUCAUCCAGAAAAUUGUGGAGCUCCUAAAAGUACAUGGGGAUGAGCUGAAUGAAAAGAUCAUGGCAGACAAGGCCUUGAGUGAAUCUCUGGCUUCCUCGCUGUCGUACGGCUUCUUUACUACAGUGAUGGAUUCAUUCUGCACAAGUGCUACCCGAGAGCUGCCCCCACAAGAAGAAGCUGAGAAAACCGAAGUAGCUCUAAUCUGUGAAGCCACCAGUAAGCUCUUCGGUGUAGACCACCAUCCAAUGAGACGAGUGCUUGGCUUUGGUGCCAAGUAUUUACAGGAAAAAUUCCCCAACUGGAUUAGCAUAAACAUAGGCCACGUAGAAGAUGAGGAAGAAGAUGAAGAAGAGAUUGAAUGAGGAUAGAAGAAGUUCUCCUCACAUUGCUUGUGUUUCUCAGGGGGCACGGUCACUUUAUUUGUGUGGGAUAAAAACUUUUAUUCAGUAUGUCAUCAUGAAUGAUCGUGUAAGUUUUUUCCACCUGAACAAGCUGAUAAAGGCAAUAAAAACAUUAAGAAUGACAACAAUACUGCCUCAGAAAAGAAACAGGGGUAGGCUACUUUAUAAUAAGAAGGUUUUUUUUCAAUUCUUGUACUUUUUAUUAUUUUAUACAUACUUAAUUUUGUUAAAAUUGCCUAAAAGAAUUGUUUGAUAUUUAUUUUCACGAGUUUCUUUUAUAUGAAUUUUGUUAUAUUUAAAAGAAUCAAUUGUUUGUAUAACUUUUUCAAUUAAUAAAAUGAAAUAAAAUCUCUCA